This is a messenger RNA of Saprolegnia parasitica CBS 223.65, 721 nucleotides long. RefSeq lists its product as hypothetical. Gene Ontology annotation, cellular component: membrane. The transcript is spliced from 4 exons. NCBI's taxonomy places the organism in Eukaryota, Oomycota, Saprolegniomycetes, Saprolegniales, Saprolegniaceae. Gene Ontology annotation, biological process: transmembrane transport. Bases 1 to 597 code for a protein of 198 amino acids. Gene Ontology annotation, molecular function: xenobiotic transmembrane transporter activity; antiporter activity. The record is from RefSeq and is a predicted model, not a curated record.
AUGGCGGGAUGGCUGCCGUCCCCUGUGCUCUCGCUCAGCGUCCACUCGGUUCUGGUGAACAUUACGUCGCUCGUCUACAGCGUCUACUUUGGCAUCUCGGAGGCGACGACUGUGCGUAUCGGCCUUGCUCUUGGCGCCAACGAGCCCAUGCGUGCGCACGCCAUUAGCAAUUUGGCCCAACGCAUCGCGUUCGUCGCCGCGAUCUUUGUUGCGGGUUUGUUCGUCCUGACACACAACGUGCUUCCCGCUCUCUUCAUCAACGACCCCGACGCGAUUGCAGAAACGCAGCGCGCCUUGUAUCUGCUCGCGCUCUUUGAAUUUGUCGACGGCACAAACUGCGUUGUCCAAGGCAUUCUGCGAGGCAUGGGUCGUCAAUCCAUUGGUGCGUACGUGAACGCGGCUGCGUACUACGGCGUGGGGAUCCCCAUGGCGGCUCUCUUUGGCUUCUACUUCGAGGGCAACGUCUUUGGUCUCUGGACUGGUAUCGCCAUCGGCCUCUUCACGGCGUGCUGCAUCUUUUCAUGGAUUUUGCGGGGCACGGACUGGCGCGCAGCCGCGAGGAAUACAUUCGAUCGCAUGGCCGACGCGUCGUCCUAGUACUAGUCAUCGCGUGCAGCUCCUUGCCGUCUCGCAUCACUCGCUACGAGGUAAGUCUGGAAAUGCUCCAGCUGUAGACGCUCUGUCUCCAACUAAUACUGUAGUAUGAGUAAUAUGUUCAGGA